Anthostomella pinea is the source of this 201-nucleotide messenger RNA. The record is from the annotation of a GenBank genome assembly. Lineage: Eukaryota; Fungi; Ascomycota; Sordariomycetes; Xylariales; Xylariaceae.
AUGCUCUCCCUCAAGUUCAUCGUCGUCUCCGCUAUGGCCAUCGGCGCAGCCUUUGCUGCUGUUGCUAUCCCUCCUAGAGAAGCCCAAAAGGCAUCAGCAACUACCCAUGAGGCACGGGGCCUUCUGGACCACUUCCGCCACGACUCUGCUAGCGACCCCGAACCCGAGGAGUACGGGUACAACGAGCUGGAUGAUUUCUAA